AUGCAGGACUGGCCGGCGGCUUUCUACAUUGCCGGGCCGGCGCGCCUGCGCACAGGGCCUGGACUGUCAGGCACUGUGGCCGCGUUACUGGAGAGGCUGUGCGUGGAGAAUGCGCUGAUCACGGUGGUUUCACGCACGUGCGCCGGCAACGCCAAGCUGACCGAGCCCUGGUACGGCACCCGCUUCGGGUUUCGGGACCUGCGGGGUCUCCGGGGACGACUCAGAAACGCCGGCCUGGGCGAUGGCCUAGGCCUGCCGCCCUUGAACCCGUUCCUGCCUCGAAGCCUUGCUCUGAAGGCGCCGCGCAGGGCCCCGGGGGCCUUCCCGGUACCUGCGCUGGAGCGGACGGAGCGGUGGGAUGCCUACUUCCGGCAAGACACCGAGCACGGGGUGCCGAAGGCCUAUGUCUUCGUGCAGCUUCUGACGCCCUUGCCUCGAGGCAGCCCGGAGCUGGCCGUAGCGGCCAGGUUGUACGAGAACCUGGUUGCUGAUGGGCUGCAGGAAUCCUUGCUCUACUACGCCCAGGUGGCAGGCCUGGACUUCAACUUUUCCAUCUCCACACGCGGGGUGCAGCUCUUCCUGGGUGGCUUCGACGACCGCCUGGGCAGCUUCGCGGAAUCUGCGCUGGACGCCUUGCUGGCUUACAAGCCGGACCCCAAAGACUUCGCCGCGCAGUUGGACGUGCUGCGUCGGGAGCUCGACUCCUUCGACUCGCAGCUGCCCAUAGCACAGGCCUCCUAUUGGACCGGCCUGGCACUGGUGGUCCCCGAGAUUCCCCUGGAGGAGCUGCGCAGAGCCGCGGCGGCGGCCAGGCCCGCGGAGGUGGCGGCCUUCGCGGAGCAGCUCUGGCGCCGCGAGCGGCUCUUCGGGACUUCGCUCUGCUGGGGCAACCUGCGCCAGGCGGAGGCGGACGCGCUGGCUGCGAAGCUUCAGCGCUUGGACUUUGCCCCCCUGCCGCCGUCGGAGUGGCCGCUGCCGCGGGUGGCUCAGGUGCCCAUUGCGCCGACGGGGCCCGGUGUGGUGCUGGUUCAUGAAGUGAUGGACCCGGCGGAGGAGAACUCUGCUGUGGAGCUUCUCUUUCAAGGAGGCAGCUCCAGGGGCGGAGACCCGGAGCAGAUGGAGGCCCUAGCGGUGCUACAGGUGCUGGCUUCUGCCAUCAGCGACGAGUUCUACGAAGAGCUGCGCACGCGGGAGCAGCUGGGCUACGUGGUGUCCUGCCGCGCCGACCGGAACGAGGGCGUCUUUGGCUUGCUCUUCCAGGUGCAGGGUGCCGCGAAGAGCGCGCUCGAGGUUCUCGAGCGCAUUGAUGCCUUCCUGGAGACGGUGCCGGAGCUGUUAAAGGCCAAGAGUGAGGCAGAGGUGGCCCAAUUGGCGGAUGCCCUGGCGGAGGCGCGGCUGGCGCGGCCCCAGUCGCUGCUGGGGGCGGCGCAGCGCGUGUGGGCGGAGAUCCGGAGCCGGGAGUUCCGGUGGGCGCGGCCGGCAGAGGAGGCGUUGGCGCUGAAGAAGGUGCGGAAGGCGCAGGUCCUGGAGGCCUUCGACACCAGGGUAGCUUCCGGCGGAGCGUUGCGCCGGCGCCUGGUGUCGUUGGUUGUGCGCCGCGGCGAGAAAGCGCGGGUCCUGGCGGCGCUGGCGAAGCGAAAUGCGCAGGUGAUCGAGGAUCUUCAGGCCUUUGCUCGAGUGCAGCCAAAGUGGCCUAGCUGA
Effrenium voratum is the source of this 1701-nucleotide messenger RNA. The record is from the annotation of a GenBank genome assembly. NCBI's taxonomy places the organism in Eukaryota, Dinophyceae, Suessiales, Symbiodiniaceae.